Arabidopsis arenosa is the source of this 3537-nucleotide messenger RNA. NCBI's taxonomy places the organism in Eukaryota, Viridiplantae, Streptophyta, Magnoliopsida, Brassicales, Brassicaceae. The record is from the annotation of a GenBank genome assembly.
UAAAACUAACACCUUAAAAAAACAAAACAGAAAAAGGCUUUGUAUUCUUUGACAAACCAGCUCACAGGCAUUGCAUGAUCAAACUCAUAGGAUGAAGUCAAGUGGCGGUGAGGAGAAGAAGUUGGGGAAUGGAGUUGUUGGGAUUCUAGCUGAAACAGUGAACAAAUGGGAGAGACGAACGCCCUUGACACCGUCGCAUUGCGCUCGCCUUUUACACGGUGGAAAAGACAGAACCGGCAUUUCCCGCAUUGUGGUUCAGCCAUCUGCUAAGCGUAUCCAUCAUGAUGCCUUGUAUGAAGAUGUUGGAUGUGAAAUUUCUGAUGAUUUGUCUGAUUGUGGGCUUAUACUCGGUAUCAAACAACCUGAGCUAGAAAUGAUUCUUCCAGAGAGAGCUUAUGCUUUCUUUUCACAUACUCAUAAGGCACAGAAAGAAAACAUGCCUUUGUUGGAUAAAAUUCUUUCUGAGAGAGUGACUUUGUGUGAUUAUGAGCUCAUCGUUGGGGAUCAUGGGAAACGAUUAUUGGCGUUUGGUAAAUAUGCAGGCAGAGCUGGUCUUGUUGACUUCUUACAUGGACUUGGACAGCGAUAUCUAAGUCUAGGAUACUCAACGCCUUUCCUUUCGCUCGGUUCAUCGUAUAUGUAUUCCUCAUUGGCUGCUGCAAAAGCCGCUGUAAUUUCUGUAGGUGAAGAAAUUGCAAGCCAGGGGCUGCCUUUAGGAAUCUGCCCUCUUGUAUUUGUCUUCACCGGAACAGGAAAUGUUUCUCUCGGGGCACAAGAAAUUUUCAAGCUUCUUCCUCACACUUUUGUUGAACCAAGCAAACUUCCUGAAUUAUUUGUAAAAGAAAAAGGAAUUAGCCAAAAUGGGAAAUCAACAAAGCGAGUCUAUCAAGUAUAUGGUUGUAUCAUUACCAGCCAAGACAUGGUUGAACACAAAGAUCCAUCAAAGUCGUUCGACAAAGCCGACUAUUAUGCACACCCGGAACAGUACAAUCCAGUUUUCCACGAAAAGAUAUCGCCGUAUACGUCUGUUCUUGUAAACUGUAUGUACUGGGAGAAGAGGUUUCCCCGUCUUCUGAGCAUCAAACAGCUUCAAGAUUUAACAACAAAAGGACGCCCACUAGUGGGGAUAUGUGAUAUAACUUGUGACAUCGGUGGCUCCAUUGAAUUUGUUAAUCGAGCUACUUUAAUCGAUUCCCCUUUCUUUAGGUUUAAUCCCUUGAACAAUUCAUACUACGAUGACAUGGAUGGGGAUGGCGUACUAUGCAUGGCCGUCGACAUUUUACCCACAGAAUUUGCAAAAGAGGCAUCCCAGCAUUUUGGAGAUAUUCUUUCAGAAUUUGUCGGUAGUUUGGCUUCGAUGACUGAAAUUGCAGAUCUACCAGCACACCUGAAGAGGGCUUGCAUAAGCUAUAGGGGAGAGUUGACAUCUUUGUAUGAGUAUAUUCCACGUAUGAGGAAGUCAAAUCCAGAAGAGGCACAAGAUAAUAUUGCCAACGGGGUUUCCAGCCAGAGGACAUACAACAUAUUGGUAUCUCUAAGCGGACACCUAUUUGAUAAGUUUCUAAUAAACGAAGCUCUUGAUAUGAUCGAAGCAGCAGGUGGCUCAUUUCAUUUGGCUAAAUGUGAACUGGGGCAGAGCGCCGAUGCUGAAUCGUACUCAGAACUUGAAGUUGGUGCGGAUGAUAAGAGAGUAUUGGAUCAAAUCAUUGAUUCAUUAACUCGAUUAGCUAAUCCAAAUGAAGAUUAUAUAUCUCCACGUAGAGAAGCCAAUAAGAUCUCACUGAAGAUUGGAAAGGUCCAGCAAGAAAAUGAAGUAAAAGAGAAGCCUGAAAUGACAAAGAAAUCAGGUGUUUUGAUUCUUGGUGCUGGACGUGUGUGUCGCCCGGCUGCUGAGCUCCUUGCUUCAGUCAGAACCAUUUCGUCACAGCAAUGGUACAAAACUUAUUUCGGAGCAGACUCUGAAGAACAGACAGAUGUUCAUGUGAUUGUCGCAUCUCUGUAUCUUAAGGAUGCCAAAGAGACGGUUGAAGGUAUUUCAGAUGUAGAAGCAGUUCAGCUUGAUGUGUCUGAUAGUGAAAGCCUCCUAAAGUAUGUUUCUCAGGUUGAUGUUGUCCUAAGUUUAUUACCUGCAAGUUGUCACGCUGUUGUAGCAAAGACAUGCAUUGAGCUGAAGAAGCAUCUCGUCACUGCUAGCUAUGUUGAUGAUGAAACGUCCAUGUUACAUGACAAGGCUAAGAGUGCUGGGAUAACGAUUUUAGGCGAAAUGGGACUGGAUCCUGGAAUCGAUCACAUGAUGGCGAUGAAAAUGAUCAACGAGGCUCAUAUCAAAAUGGGGAAAGUGAAGUCUUUUACCUCAUAUUGUGGAGGGCUUCCCUCUCCUGCUGCAGCAAAUAAUCCAUUAGCAUAUAAAUUUAGCUGGAAUCCUGCUGGAGCAAUUCGAGCUGGCCAAAACCCCGCCAAAUAUAAAAGCAACGGCGACAUAGUACAUGUUGAUGGGGAGAAUCUGUAUGAUUCAGCCACAAGAUUCCGAGUACCUAAUCUUCCAGCUUUUGCGUUGGAGUGUCUUCCAAAUCGUAACUCCUUGGUUUACGGGGACCAUUAUGGCAUCGAGGGUGAAGCAACAACGAUAUUUCGUGGAACCCUCAGAUAUGAAGGGUUUAGUAUGAUAAUGGCAACACUUUCGAAACUUGGAUUCUUUGACAAUGAAGCAAAUCAAGUACUCUCCACUGGAAAGAGGAUUACGUUUGGUGCUCUUUUAAGUAACAUUCUAAAAAAGGAUGCAGACAAUGAGUCAGAGCCUCUAGCGGGAGAAGAAGAGAUAAGCAAGAGAAUUAUCAAGCUUGGAUAUUCCAAGGAGACUGCAGCCAAAGCUGCCAAAACAAUUGUAUUCUUGGGGUUCAACGAAGAGAGGGAGAUUCCAUCACUGUGUAAAAGCGUAUUUGAUGCAACUUGCUACCUAAUGGAAGAGAAACUAGCUUAUUCCGGAAAUGAGCAGGACAUGGUUCUUCUGCAUCACGAAGUAGAAGUGGAAUUCCCUGAAAGCAAACGUAUAGAGAAGCACAGUGCGACCCUUUUGGAAUUCGGGGACAUCAAGAACGGACAAACAACGACCGCUAUGGCCAAGACUGUUGGGAUCCCUGCAGCCAUUGGAGCUCUGCUGUUAAUUGAAGACAAGAUCAAGACAAGAGGAGUCUUAAGGCCUCUCGAACCAGAGGUCUAUUUGCCAGCUUUGGAUAUAUUGCAAGCAUAUGGUAUAAAGCUGAUGGAGAAGACAGAAUGAUCAAGAACUCUGUAUAUUGUUUCUCUAUAACUUGGAGACUAAGCUGAAGAAGACAAAGACAUUAGACCAAAAAAAAGAAGAAGGAAGAAGAUAAGUCUCAAUCCUUGAGUUACGAGUAUCUAAUGUGUUUAUAUGUAUAUGUUAUAUGUACAGAAGAACUCGUGUCCACAAUAUCUCAAUGUAUGUGUAGUAAGUGAUCAUGUGUAUGUUUGUAUGUGCACAUACUGUUAAAAAGUGAAUAAAUAAAACUGGUGAAA